AUGGAAGACACGGCGAGAAGCGAAUACCCGGGCAUGCUUAGCUCGCUCCAGCCGAACCAAGCCGUCCAAGUACUCAACGACCGAGUGAAGCGAAUCAGCAAGAUCAACACCGAAAUCGCCGACUGGCUUCAACAGCUCUCCGAUCGCAUUGAACAAGAUGUGGAACUACCAUUGCGCAACUUCAGCCAGCGCAGCAGCUUUGGCGAAAUGACGACAAUGUCCUCCAAUUUGACAUCGAUAGCCAAGUCCCUCGAUGAGGCUCAGGCGGCUACAGAGAAGUUGGGCAGGAAGGGCGGCAAGGCCAGCACACAGAAAAUCGAUGCUGCCGCAUCGAAGCUCGAAUCAGCACGCCAGCAAUGGGAAUCUCAGGCACCGUACAUCUUCGAAUCGCUCCAAGCGCUCGACGAGUCCAGAAUCAACCAGCUUCGCGAUGUCUUAACACAGUACCAGACGCUCGAGUCGGACUGCGCUCAGCGCGCCCAAGAUACGUCGGUUGCCACGCUUUCGCAAGUGAUCGAAAUCGCCACCGAGACGGAAAUCUUGGCCUUUGUCAACAAGAUGACGCACGGCAGGACGCCGCGAGCGCCCCCAACGCGCGCGUCAACAACGGCUUCCAUUUCUACAGAGAACCAGCAAGGGCGCCCGAGCACUGCGUAUAGCGCCAAUGCCCCCCAGCCUUCAGCGCCUUCCGAGCAAACCCCCGUGGAGACGCCUUCAGAACCGGCGACCCCUGCGAUAGUGGAACCAAAGGCUGAGCCAUCAAAGCCCGAAUCGAAGCUGCGUCGCCUAGGAACCAUACUCAAAGGGCGCAGGCAGAGUGUUUACGGCGCCGCGGGACCCUCCCCCCAGAAGGGUGGCUCAUCUGCAUUUGGGCGACUUGGGGGCAAAGAGAAGCCCGGCAUCUCGCCACGGGGAUCAUCAGGCAAUCUGAGGGAAUCCAACCAUCUUGGGGCAUUGGCCGAGCAUCCAUCACUCCCACGAACCCCUGAAGCGGGCGAAGACAGCCCCUCUAGGCCGGCCCAUGAGGGUGCGAACGGAGACAAUGCACAGGAGAAUAUCAUGGACUCGCCAAUUCCUGAGGGAGUCAAUGGCUUCCGCGAGAACAGAGGGGUUACUCUUGCCGACGAACCGACCGCUCAGCCGCUUCAGCCGACAGCUGCUAGUGCAACGCCCACACCCGCUGGGAAAGAUGCAGAAGGCUUUACGAUACCCGCACCAGCCGAUGACCCGAUCACCGCAGCGCAGAAAGAGGCUGCUGCAACCGAGGAGGCUGACCAGCUCUUCAAGCUCAACAUUCAGAACAAGCCCAUAGAGGAGGAGGACCCCGAGGCAAAGCGAGCAGCACUAUCGAGUGUGGCCAGCUCCUUGCGAGCCGGUCCUGCUGUACGCCGCUCAGGUACGACGCGCGGCCGCAGAGACGUUCGGAAUACUAUCUAUGCUCCCGCCCCUAUGGCGGGUGAGCCGGCGGAGGGUGGUUUUCUAGCGGGGAUCGCAGGCUCGCCCUCAUUUGCGAGCUCUUUCGGCUCCAGGACAGGCGCUCCAGCGCUCGCCCCCGAAGCUAGCAUCGCUGCUACUUCCGAUACCCAGUCUGUCCGUUCUGGCCACUCGCUCGGCAAUUUGGCCCACGUAAAGCAUCCCGAGAUGACAGGCCCUGGUCUUCACGGUUCCAUCAUUGAGCAUGUUUCUAUUGUGUUCAAGACUGGCGGUGAGGUCGAGAGCGCUUCAAUGGCAGGCGAGCUGGGAUUUGUGAACAAUACGACCGACGAUGACACGUUCAAAACCCACGAGACCAUCAAAAUCAACAAUUAUCCCAAUCUGGAGCGCAUCGGUCCUAAUAGGAUCUUUGUGCAAAACAGCACACCUGACCAGCCAGAUCAAUUCAGCCUCGACCUGUCGCACCUCAGCAAAAUGGCGCCCGCCUUCUCAUACCGCGUCUUCGCCCCCGAGUCGGAUCCACUGUCGCUUGCACAGAAUGCGCCGCUGCUAUUGAAUCCGGCAUGGAAGCCUCAAGGUGACAAGCUGGGUCUUUUGCUACAAUAUCAACUUAACCCCUCGUGCACCUGGAAAGGCCCCGUCACUUUACAGAACGUUGUGUUCAUUGCCACAUAUGAGGGUAAGGCCUCGGGUGCGCAGACGAAGCCGAGCGGCACGCAUCUCAAGGACCGGCACAUAGUGUAUUGGCGCCUUGGCGAGGUGACGCUCACCCCUGAGCCGCAGAAGAUCGUGUGCCGUAUUGUCGGCAGCGAGGGAGCAGAGCCGAUACCGGGCCAUGUAGAGGCAAGGUGGGAGUACGUCGUGCCGGAGGGCGAGGUGGCAGGCAGUGGCAUCUCUGUGUCGAGACUGCAAGAGACAAAAGGCAAGGGUAAGGAGGUCGAGUCGGAUGAUGAUCCUUUUGCGGACGAUGGCGUAUCCCAGACCCACACUUGGGUCGAUGUGCCCUUAUCCAGAAAGCUCGUGAACGGGAAGUAUGAGGGCAGGUAG
This is a messenger RNA of Emericellopsis cladophorae, 2481 nucleotides long. Its product is annotated as Cytoskeletal protein-like protein. The record is from RefSeq and is a predicted model, not a curated record. Bases 1 to 2481 code for a protein of 826 amino acids. NCBI's taxonomy places the organism in Eukaryota, Fungi, Ascomycota, Sordariomycetes, Hypocreales, Bionectriaceae. Gene Ontology annotation, cellular component: cytoplasm; cell division site; endocytic vesicle. Gene Ontology annotation, biological process: septin cytoskeleton organization. The transcript is spliced from 4 exons.